AGGAGGAGGAUGAUGACAUGUGAUUGGCCAGGCGGGGACUGGUAGUCCGGGGGUUGGCACUGCGAGGCUUUUCGUUGCUCCCGGUGUUCAUGUUUACACCUUUGCUGACCGGGACGAGAGGAGACGCGGCGCGCCGGGGUCCGGUGGACAAACUCGGGAGUAAAGUCUUUGGGUUAUUAUUUUUUGCUGCAACCUGUCAGCGUUUUAUCUUUUGCGCUUCUUUUUUUCUUCUUUUUCUUUUCUUUUCUCUUUUUUUGGGCACAGAACUGGACUCGCUUUCGUUUAAUUUCUCCGUCCAGCGCAGCGAUGCGUCAAAGUUUUUGGUGACUCUCAGUGCAUUUGUGCGCUUAGGGCUGGGAACCAGGUCAACCUGACAGAUCUUGCCUUUAAACAUUGUGAAAUCUAUAAACACAAACUUUUAAUGCGAACGGAAUUAAAGUUUUGGCGAUGGAUGCUUUUUAAACCAAAGGAAAAAGAUUAACUCGCGUUUUUGUUCAGUUGAUGAACUCGAGGGCGUUCAAGCCAGCCUCAUCCUGUGGGCAACGACCGUGCAGGACAGGAGCCCCCCUCGGUGCGGAGGCGCAGCCGAAAAAGAUGCGCCCUCUUCGGAUGCAGCGUGACCAAAUUGCCGGUCCUUUGGUUCUUCUUCUCCUGGUCUGUGGAUUUGUGGCGUCUGACACGGAGAGCAGCGACUACAGCGAAGCCGAGGUUCUGCCCGACUCCUUCCCGUCAGCUCCAGCGGAGCCCCUGCCGGAGUUCCUGCUGGAACCCGAAGACGCCUUUAUCGUGAAGAACCGUCCGGUCCAGCUGCGCUGCCGGGCGUCGCCGGCCACCCAGAUCUACUUCAAAUGUAACGGCGAGUGGGUCAAUCAGAACGACCAUGUCACCAGGGAGAGCCUGGACCAGCUCACAGGUCUGGUAGUGAGGGAAGUGGACAUCUCCGUGUCGCGGACCCAGGUGGAGGAGCUGUUCGGCCUGGAGGACUACUGGUGCCAGUGUGUGGCCUGGAGCUCGGCUGGCACAACCAAGAGCAACCGUGCCUACGUUCGCAUUGCAUACCUGAGGAAGAACUUCGAGCAGGAGCCCCUCGGGAGGGAAGUGCGGCUGGAGCAGGAGGUGCUGCUGCAGUGUCGGCCCCCGGAGGGCAUGCCUGCUGCGGAGGUGGACUGGCUGAAGAACGAGGAUAUCAUUGAUCCGUCACAGGAUUCCAAUUUCCUGAUCACUAUUGAUCACGACCUGAUCAUCAAACAGGCCAGACUCUCAGACACGGCAAACUACACGUGUGUGGCGAGAAAUGUGGUGGCCAGACGGCGGAGCAGCACAGCCACUCUCAUUGUUUAUGUUAGCGGAGGGUGGUCUUCUUGGACUGAAUGGUCAGAGUGUAACGCUCGGUGUGGGCGUGGCUGGCAACGUCGUACACGCAGCUGCACCAAUCCAGCCCCUCUGAACGGAGGAGUCUUCUGUGAGGGCCCGCCGGUGCAGAGAGUAACUUGCACCACACUGUGCCCAGUGGACGGAGGCUGGACAGAGUGGGCAAAGUGGUCCGCCUGUGGGACAGAGUGCACCCACUGGCGCAGUCGCGAGUGCCAAGCCCCACCGCCAAUAAAUGGAGGGAAGCACUGUAGCGGAAGCAUGAUGGAGAGCAAAAACUGCACCGAGGGCCUAUGUGCAAGAAAUAAAAAGGUCUCAAUAGAACAUGCGAGCCAUCCGUUGUCUCCUGGUAUGGGUGUAGCGGUGUACACAGGCCUGGUAGUAGCCUUGCUGCUGACGGUGGUCAUGGCUCUUGGUGUGGGUGUGCUGGCGUAUCGCCGCCGAUGUCGCCAUCUCCACGGAGACAUCACAGAUUCUUCAUCUGCUCUUACUGCAGCAUUUCAUCCUGGCAACUACAAGGCUCCCAGGCAGGAUAAUCCUCUCCACCCCUCGGCUCCUCCGGAUCUUACAGCGACAGCCGGUGCUUUCCGUGGACCGCUCUUCUCCCUGCCUCAGGGCAUCAAUGACAGCCCGCACAAAAUCCCCAUGACCACCUCCCCCCUGCUGGACCCGCUCCCCAGUCUCAAAAUCAAGGUGUACAACUCGUCCACUCUGUCCUCUCUGGAGCUCCCGGCUGAUAUGGGUGUUGGCGAUGGCGAGAUCCUGAGCCUGAAGUCGGUGGGCACCGUGGGCCGAGAGCGAGAGUUUCACAGUCACACACUGUCCAGAGAGCCGGGGCUGAGCACCAGCGCCACCCUGGGACAUCUGGGCGGACGACUUACCAUCCCCAACACGGGUGUGAGCCUGCUGGUCCCGCCUGGCACAAUCCCUCAGGGGAAGUUCUACGAGAUGUACCUCAUUAUUAACAAGUGGGACAAAACAACGUUACCCUCAGAGGGGAGCCAGACUGUGCUAAGUCCCGUGGUGAGCUGUGGUCCAUCAAGUAUGCUGCUGAACCGGCCUGUUGUCCUUACGCUUCCCCACUGCGCUCAGCUGGACACGCCUACGCCCGACUGGACCCUCACACUCAAAACGCAAACGCACCAGGGAGCAUGGGAGGAGGUGCUGACGGUCGGGGAGGAGACUUUGUCGUCUCCUUGCUACCUGCAGCUGGAGGAGGAAUGCUGCCAUGUCCUCAUGGAGCAGCUGGGAACGUACGGCCUGGUGGGCCAGUCCUGCCCUCCACGGCCGGCCUGCAAGCGCCUGCAGCUGGCUCUGUUCGCUCCCCGCGCGCCAUGCCUCUCCCUGGACUACAGCCUGCGCAUCUACUGCAUCCACGACACGCCACACGCUCUCAAGGAAGUUCUGGAUCUGGAGAGGAGUCUGGGUGGAGUUUUACUAGAAGACCCGAAGCCGCUGUUCUUCAAAGACAGCUACCACAACCUCCGCCUGUCCAUCCACGACAUUCCUCACAAUCACUGGAGGAGCAAACUUCUGGCCAAGUACCAGGAGAUCCCUUUCUAUCACAUUUGGAGCGGCAGCCAGAGACCUUUACACUGCACCUUCAGCCUGGAGCGAGCCAGCCUGGCCGUGUCGCAGCUCGCCUGCAAGAUCUGCGUCCGGCAGGUGGAAGGGGAGGGACAGAUAUUCCAGCUGCACACGGACAUCCAGGAGACUCUCCCACCUCACUCACCACUCCCGUCGGGAAGCACCUGCCUGCCUUCCUCUCAGGUGGGACCGUAUGCCUUUCGUCUGCCCGACUCCAUCCGACAGAAGAUCUGCGCCAGCUUGGAUGCGCCCAGCGCUCGAGGGUGCGACUGGAGACUUCUGGCUCGCAGUCUGGGCUUUGACAGGUAUUUGAACUACUUUGCCACAAAGCCCAGCCCCACAGGUGUUCUGCUGGACUUAUGGGAAGCGUGUCACCAAGGUGACGCAGAUCUGGUCUCUCUGGCGACGGCUCUGGAGGAGAUGGGCAAAAGUGAAGUGCUGGUUGUCAUGACAACAGAUGGGGAUUGUUGAUUGACCAAGAUACACAAGACCAAGCAAGACAUUUUUGGACUUUUGUUUCGGGGGGAGCAGGAGGGGGAUUUAUUUCCACCGCAGUGAUGAAAAUGAGAAUCCUUGCCUAUGAAUAUGCACACGCUGACACAGAUCUUUCAUCAGCAGAGCGUUUCGGUUGUACUACCCACUCUUUUGCUGAGUCCUGACCAGCCAUUGUAGCUGCAUAUGAACCAUAGCCCGUCCCCAUGUGUGCCGUCCAACUGCCAGCCUGAUUCAGCCUCAGCUCUCCAAAGCAAUAUUGGAUUUGCAAGAUGGAAAACCAUUCUGGGCGCACCAACUUGAACAAAUGCUGCAAAGUCUACCAAGAUUGUGAUGUAACGUGUUAUUAAGUGCUGAAAAUUACAUUAUUCUUACAUAUUUAAUAACAUUGUUUUAAAUUAAGCUACAGAAAUCCAUUUAGUCAACACGCAGUUAACUGCUGACAUGGGAUUAUUUCAGUAGCAGCAUGGAAGUGCAUGAUUUAAUGAUUCAACACCAUCUCAUCUCAUGGUACAGGGUUUUGUUUUCUUCAUUCUUAUUCAGAGUAGGCUGUGAAUGACAGGCUGCACCAACCUGCCUGCAGCCUUACACACACACACGCACGCGCGCUCUCCAAAAUACACACAUGGAGAAAGUGGUCGUUAAUCGACUCGGAAACAGGCAGGCGAAGAAUUCUCGUCUUAUGGACA
This is a messenger RNA of Xiphophorus maculatus (southern platyfish), 4139 nucleotides long. It is a transcript of the gene unc5b, whose product is annotated as unc-5 netrin receptor B. The transcript is spliced from 17 exons. Lineage: Eukaryota; Metazoa; Chordata; Actinopteri; Cyprinodontiformes; Poeciliidae. Gene Ontology annotation, cellular component: membrane. Gene Ontology annotation, biological process: netrin-activated signaling pathway; anterior/posterior axon guidance. The coding region runs from base 502 to 3429 and encodes 975 amino acids. The record is from RefSeq and is a predicted model, not a curated record. Gene Ontology annotation, molecular function: netrin receptor activity; protein binding.